Molecule: messenger RNA, 1050 nt
Organism: Saccharomyces paradoxus
Lineage: Eukaryota; Fungi; Ascomycota; Saccharomycetes; Saccharomycetales; Saccharomycetaceae
Gene: ERG26
Product: sterol-4-alpha-carboxylate 3-dehydrogenase (decarboxylating)
Exons: 1
Coding region: 1-1050 (349 amino acids)
Biological process (GO): steroid biosynthetic process
Molecular function (GO): 3-beta-hydroxy-Delta5-steroid dehydrogenase (NAD+) activity
Source: RefSeq, a predicted model, not a curated record
AUGUCAAACAUAGAUUCAGUUUUAAUUAUCGGUGGUUCUGGCUUCCUUGGAUUGCAUUUAAUUCAGCAAUUCUUUGAUAUAAAUCCCAAACCAGACAUCCACAUUUUUGACGUUAGGGACCUCCCUGAAAAACUUUCGAAACAAUUCACUUUUAAUGUAGAUAACAUAAAAUUUCACAAGGGUGAUUUAACAUCCCCAAAUGAUAUGGAAAAUGCUAUCAACGAAAGUAAAGCAAAUGUUGUUGUUCAUUGUGCUUCUCCAAUGCAUGGUCAAAAUCCAGACAUUUAUGAUAUAGUGAAUGUUAAGGGAACCCGUAAUGUGAUAGACAUGUGCAAGAAAUGUGGCGUUAAUAUACUUGUAUAUACUUCCUCUGCAGGUGUUAUCUUUAACGGGCAAGACGUGCACAAUGCAGAUGAAACCUGGCCGAUCCCAGAAGUUCCUAUGGACGCGUAUAAUGAGACAAAGGCUAUCGCCGAAGAAAUGGUCCUGAAAGCAAAUGAUCCAGAUAGUGGUUUCUAUACUGUUGCUCUUCGCCCAGCUGGUAUUUUUGGGCCAGGUGAUAGGCAAUUGGUUCCUGGUCUAAGACAGGUUGCGAAAUUGGGACAAUCGAAGUUCCAAAUUGGUGAUAAUAAUAAUUUAUUUGAUUGGACUUAUGCUGGCAAUGUUGCCGACGCUCAUGUCUUGGCUGCACAAAAGCUUCUCAAUCCAGAAACAAGAACAGCUGUCUCUGGUGAAACUUUUUUCAUUACAAAUGAUACUCCCACUUAUUUUUGGGCCUUAGCUCGUACUGUAUGGAAGGCAGAUGGUCAUAUUGAUAAGCGUGUUAUUGUUUUGAAAAGGCCGGUUGCAAUUUGUGCCGGUUAUCUUUCAGAAUGGGUAUCCAAGAUGCUGGGUAAAGAGCCAGGUUUGACCCCAUUUAGAGUCAAGAUUGUGUGUGCAUACCGUUAUCAUAACAUUGCGAAGGCCAAGAAGUUGCUAGGCUACACACCAAGAGUUGGUAUUGAAGAAGGUAUCAACAAAACGUUAGCUUGGAUGGACGAAGGUUUGUAA